AUAAUUAAAAAAAAAAAAAAACCACAAUCGCUCCUCACUUUCCCUCCCCGAGGCCCCGACUCGAAACCCUAACCCCUCCGCUAAAACCCUAUCUCCGGAUCCUCCGUCACCGGAGAAGAUGCCGUCCAGGGCCACCUCCGCCGCCACCUCCGCCGCCUCCUCUUCCCUCGCCUCGCCACGUCGCCGGAGCUCCGGUUUCCCCUUCCGCCGCUGCGAGCUCACCCCCCGACGAGCCUCCGUCGCCGCCGCUCCCGUCGCCGUUAGAUGCAAAUUAGCUGAUCCACUGAGGUAUAGCAAUGGAGCAGUACCAUGCAAUUCGAUCCUUAAUGAGCGGAUAUUGCCUGGCGUGUUAACGACGCCUUACUUACAAGAGAUGAGCAGUAAGAAUGACAUGAGGCUGCGUAUAUUCUCGGGCACUUCCAAUCCCGCUCUUUCUCAGGAAAUUGCAAACUACUUGGGUCUAGAACUUGGAAAAAUCAAGAUAAAACGGUUUGCUGAUGGGGAAAUAUAUGUUCAAUUACAAGAGAGUGUAAGAGGAUGUGAUGUUUUCUUAGUACAACCAACAUGUCCGCCGGCAAAUGAGAAUCUUAUGGAGCUUCUGAUUAUGAUUGAUGCCUGCCGCAGAGCAUCUGCUAAGAAUAUCACCGCAGUCAUACCUUACUUUGGUUAUGCCCGAGCAGACCGUAAGACUCAAGGGCGUGAGUCUAUUGCAGCAAAACUUGUGGCCAAUAUGAUUACCGAAGCUGGUGCGAACCGUGUGCUUGCUUGUGAUCUUCACUCUGGGCAGUCCAUGGGAUAUUUUGACAUUCCAGUAGAUCAUGUUUAUGGUCAGCCCGUGAUCCUUGAUUACCUGGCGAGCAAGACCAUAUGUUCAAAUGACUUGGUAGUGGUCUCUCCAGAUGUUGGAGGUGUUGCUAGAGCCCGGGCUUUUGCCAAGAAGCUGUCAGAUGCACCUCUAGCUAUUGUAGAUAAAAGGCGCCACGGACACAAUGUUGCUGAGGUGAUGAAUCUGAUUGGCGAUGUUAGAGGAAAAGUAGCUGUUAUGGUGGAUGACAUGAUAGAUACUGCUGGAACGAUUGCAAAAGGUGCAGAACUGUUGCAUCAUGAAGGAGCAAGGGAAGUCUAUGCUUGCAGCACACAUGCUGUUUUUAGCCCUCCUGCAAUCGAGAGGCUGUCGAGUGGCCUAUUCCAAGAGGUAAUUAUAACAAACACAAUCCCCGUUCUGGAGCAGAAGAGCUUCCCCCAGUUGACAGUCCUAUCUGUGGCCAACCUUUUAGGCGAGACCAUUUGGCGAGUUCAUGAUGAUUGCUCAGUCGGUCAUGAACCUUACUCCAGCUUGGAUAUUGAUUGAUACCCUGUGGAGAGGUGGAAUAUGUUGUUAAGUGGAUAGCAUUUGAAUCAUGUGUCGUUAACACUAUCCGAUUCACGCUUCAUAUUAUAAACCAACAAGGAGUCUCAAAGAAUUAAUGUUUCCUUAAGAAUCAUCGUAGCACUUCUCAACUUCGAGGCUUUGAGCAUGUCGUAUAGUGGGUAGAGUGAUGUCCAUGAAUUUAGGAUUUGGGAUGUUUGGGAAAUAAUGCGCCCCGAGCUAAUAUAUCGUGAGCUUUACCAUAUGAGAAAUUGGGUGUUUUGGGGGGCCUUGUUUUGUUGUCUGAAAUGGUGUAUUACUGGAUAAUAAACAGCGAGUUUAUUUUAUGAAUGUAUUCUGCGGCAUUCUAGUAAUUCUGGCAGGCUGUUUUGCAAGAA
Ananas comosus (pineapple) is the source of this 1746-nucleotide messenger RNA. Its product is annotated as ribose-phosphate pyrophosphokinase 1. Gene Ontology annotation, biological process: 5-phosphoribose 1-diphosphate biosynthetic process; ribonucleoside monophosphate biosynthetic process; purine nucleotide biosynthetic process. NCBI's taxonomy places the organism in Eukaryota, Viridiplantae, Streptophyta, Magnoliopsida, Poales, Bromeliaceae. The record is from RefSeq and is a predicted model, not a curated record. The transcript has 9 exons. Bases 119 to 1351 code for a protein of 410 amino acids. Gene Ontology annotation, cellular component: ribose phosphate diphosphokinase complex; cytoplasm. Gene Ontology annotation, molecular function: ribose phosphate diphosphokinase activity; magnesium ion binding.